GCUCAGCGGCACUCAGCUUCCUUCACUUGGAGAACAUGACAGCCGGAUAACAAACAUUUGACUACAAGGCUGGCACGAAGCAGCUUGGCGAAAGACGUGAUUGCGCAGGGCAAAGGCACGCGACGGCCCACCUCCAUCGCGACAGGUCAGACGCAAUCAUGUCACCGACGGGGAGCGGCUCGGCGAUGGACGAUGAUCCCACAGAGCCCAAAGCUCGCAAGGCUUGCAUCAACUGCAGGCGGCAAAAGAUGAAGUGUCGGCUCGACAAUGGCACAACAUGUCGUCGAUGCCAGCGAGCCGGGCUGCCUUGCAUUUUUGUGCCUCGCGCCAAUGCCUCAGCCUUCAUGGUGCCGGCGUCGCUGCCCUUGGCCGAGCUGACCGGCUCUUCCGAAGUGACCAAGGACUUGCUACGGCGGGUGCAGGCCAUCGAGGACCACCUAGGCUUGCCCGUGACGGAGAUUGGGCAACGCAUUUCUCACGAGGUUGCAAGCGAUAAGUCACAUAGCAACGACCAGGACGUAGCAUUUGCGAGCCUGUGGGAGGCCGUGGCGUGUUUGGAGCGUUGCACGCCCGGCCCACGGGAUGCGGCGCUCUGGUCGAGGAGCAGGGUCAAGUACCUCUGGCAAACGUUCCACGACAGGAUGCCGGGCCUCCAUUUCCUUCCCAACAAGCAGACCUUCUCUACCCCGCAGCCGCUCCUCCUGGCGGCCAUGCUGUACUGUUCAAGUGUCCGGGGCUCGCCAGAAGAUGCAGCAUUUGCUUCACAAUAUUUGACUGUCUUGUGCUGCGCGAUCGCGCAACUGAGCAUCCCGGGGAGCGAGAUCGGAAGCCCACUAUCCGAAGAUGAUGAGCCCGCAGCUCUGGAAGACUGGGCAUUUCAGACCGUCUUGGGCAUUGUUCUGGCGGGACUCUUGAACGAGGCAAACGUUCGUGAGACGGGCAUAUGGAUCUCAAUCGCAUACCGCCUGAUUCUCGAGCAUUGUCCGCCGCACAUGGACGAGCGAUGCCGAGACUGGCAACGAAUCUUCAACGGGGUGCAAAUCGUCGACCUCGAACACGCGUCGCUACAUCUGUCGUGCCCUAUCAUACCGAUAGAGUCGCCGCUCCCGGCCCUGCAAACAUCGCACCGGGAUCAACUAUAUCGGUUAUCACGAAUGAUGAAUACUGGGUUGACGCAUUUUUCCGGUCGGGGUCUGCCCACCAUCUGGUCCUGCUUCUCGAACAACCCCGUUGAUACCGGGCAGGCCCCGUCCUAUCCCUUCACGCCAGUGGACGCGGCCGUCAUCCGGGACUGGGCGCGACAUCUCGACGAUUGGCUCGUGGAGUUUACAAAGACGGGAGACGACUCGGACUCCCAACAGCGAAUGCUAGUCUUCCGCCAAUAUGUGUUGCACCGCCUGCUUGUGCUCUCCAUCUAUCAUCCCUCCCGUGGGUGCAACCUGCAGUCCAACAGCAUCACCCUGAACGAGCAACAUGAGCUACUUCUGUCCGCUAGGGCCACUCUUAAGCUUCACCUACACGAUAAGUCGAUUUGGUCAAACUGGGAUCUCGUCAUGAUAACGUGGGCCGCCUUGAUUGUCAUCCAGGGCAUUGAGGUUGGUGUUGGCGAACCAGACGACCUCGCAAGCAUUCGAAUGCAUUUGGACAUGUUGCGGGAGACGAACGAACCAAAACCUAGUUUACGCGAUAAGCUUGCGUCCCGACUGGAGCAGAGUCUACAGACGGUCAACACUCCAAGCCCCACAACCAUGAACCACAUGGCCCAGGCAACGGCCGAGGCGGAGUUCGAUUGCUCCUGGCAAAUCUUUGAUCAUGCCAUCAUGGAGCAGGUCAUGGACCCGUUUUGGGCCCGGCCAGCGGAGCUCCACCCCAUGUAG
Messenger RNA from Purpureocillium takamizusanense, 1877 nucleotides. RefSeq lists its product as uncharacterized. Lineage: Eukaryota; Fungi; Ascomycota; Sordariomycetes; Hypocreales; Ophiocordycipitaceae. Gene Ontology annotation, biological process: regulation of DNA-templated transcription. The transcript is spliced from 4 exons. The record is from RefSeq and is a predicted model, not a curated record. The coding region runs from base 159 to 1877 and encodes 572 amino acids. Gene Ontology annotation, molecular function: transcription cis-regulatory region binding; zinc ion binding; DNA-binding transcription factor activity, RNA polymerase II-specific. Gene Ontology annotation, cellular component: nucleus.